UACAAACAAAAGAAAGAUCAAACAAACUAAUGUUAAAAAUAGAGGGGUUGCUACCAUUUUCUUUUCAUUGGUAUAUCCGGAGUAGCUAGAAUUCACGGUCACGGUGAAUACACCAAUUGAUUGCAAUCUGACCACAAGUUUAUAAUGGCGUCGCUGUAGACUGUACCUCUCAAAUCCGCACAACUUCUUCAAACCCUGGAAGUUUUCUGUUUCUGUGAGUGAAGGCUCUGAUGAUUAUAAAAGGAUUGUUUAGGAGAUAUGAAAGGUGGAACCCUGUGCAUCCAACUUAUGGAGCCUUUUGGGGAAUGGGUGUGGGUGUUGGUUGUGGUGUAGGAUGGGGUCCGGGAUUCGGACCUGAAGUGAUAGGCUAUGUUGGAGCUGGUUGUGGCGUUGGAUUCAAUGUAGGCAUCACUCUGGCUGGCUUCGGAAUUGGCCUUCCAGCUAAUUUUGUUUUUGAAGCUCCUUAUAAUGCUAUUGUGGCGACAAAAAACUCUGCAGUGAAGUUAGCACGUUCCAAUGGUCCUCUUUCUGGUACACACAUGCCAGGGGAUAUCUGGAUUAGAAAUGUACCUAGUGUAUCUGACUUGCAAAGAGAAGCCAGUGAAAAAUUGUUUUGCUUUAGGGAAAAGUAUUUAUCAAACAAGGGAACUGAUUUCUUUGACGUGAAGAAUAGAUUGCCUUUGUUCUCGUCUGCCUGUAAAAGUAUACAAGCAUUCCAUAACCAGUUGCUCUGUUCUCGUAAAGAAAAAGAUUGAUGACUUCCACCAUUAUCAGCUUGGUGGUUACAUUUUGAUAGACCUCUCACUUUUCUGUUUGAUAGAUUUGGAACCAAAGAUCCUAUUUUUGUAGUGAAUGAGAUAUCAUAUUAUUAUACUCUACUCCCUCUCUCUCGACAAAUUCAAGUGUGUAUGUAUGUUCCUGUUUUUUUUUUUA
Messenger RNA from Lotus japonicus, 933 nucleotides. Its product is annotated as cadmium-induced protein AS8. Bases 231 to 755 code for a protein of 174 amino acids. The record is from RefSeq and is a predicted model, not a curated record. NCBI's taxonomy places the organism in Eukaryota, Viridiplantae, Streptophyta, Magnoliopsida, Fabales, Fabaceae. The transcript has 5 exons.